Messenger RNA from Wallemia ichthyophaga EXF-994, 798 nucleotides. RefSeq lists its product as uncharacterized. The transcript has a single exon. The coding region runs from base 1 to 798 and encodes 265 amino acids. Lineage: Eukaryota; Fungi; Basidiomycota; Wallemiomycetes; Wallemiales; Wallemiaceae. The record is from RefSeq and is a predicted model, not a curated record.
AUGAGCACUGGAAUUGAUUUUAAAGAUCCCUUGGGAGUUUUGCCGUUUGAGCUUUGGGAGGUGAUUGUUGUCUAUUCAAGCUCGGUAGAUUACGCGUCGGCUCAGAAACUAUCGCUGCUUAGCAGGAAUUGGAGGCUGAUGCUGCUCGAAAUGCAUCAGCCCUGGGAUAGUGUCGUAGUCAACAGAAUACACAAGCCUAGCUCACCCUCUCAAUCAUUUCUCGAUUGGCUCACUUUGAUACAUUCUAGGGCCAAGACUGGCAUCAAACGCGUUGAAUGGAUUACAAACGACUCCGAAGAGAGCAUGACAGGAUAUUUAGAUGUCAUACAUGGUGGAAGUGGCUCAUUGUACUCCAUCUCACUCAAAGGUUACGACAGUGCGAUGAAGAGUCGCGGCUUCAAGUUCAGACCACCACCAACUACAAGCCUUGAUGUGUUUGUUGAAACACCCAGCAAAUCGGACUACUUUGACCCGGAUGAGGUUAUUUUACGCCACACAACAGGUCUUCAAAAUUUGCAUCUUGUCAACACAUUCCCAAAUUUACUGCCAAUAUCUUGCAGUCUCAAAACCCUUUCUAUGCACUUUACAAAGACAUUUUUGGAUAUCGGAGCAGUGCAAAACUUUAUUGCAGACCAUAAAGAGCUUGAAUAUCUUAGUAUCAAAAACCUCAAGCAAGACAUUCCUGCGAAUAGGCUUAUAUCUCUACCAAGACUGAAGUAUCUAGAGCUUAUCAAUGCAGGAACACUCAAGGAUGCUAUCAUUGCAACAGAAACACAAGUAGUCAAAAUAGAAGACUAA